AGGAAGCUGCUGGGUUCAAAGUUGAAGGGUUAAAUCCAAUAUGGCGGCUAACAAGCGGGUGUUGUAUGUGGGUGGUUUAGCAGAAGAGGUGGAUGAGAAGGUGCUCCAUGCUGCCUUUAUUCCCUUUGGAGACAUCAUCGACAUCCAGAUCCCGCUGGACUAUGAAACGGAGAAGCACAGAGGUUUUGCAUUCAUCGAAUUUGAGCUUGCAGAGGAUGCUGCAGCAGCUAUUGAUAACAUGAAUGAGUCUGAACUUUUUGGAAGGACUGUCCGCGUCAAUAUUGCCAAACCCAUGAGAAUCAAAGAAGGUUCUUCUCGACCAGUGUGGUCGGAUGAUGACUGGUUGAAAAAGUUUUCUGGGAAGACCGUUGAAGAAGCUGAGGCAGAGGCAGCAGCUGGAGAAACACCCCAAACUACAGCUCAGGAGGGUGAGCCUCCGGCUAAAAAGGGCAGAGUAAAUCCUCAGGUCUACAUGGACAUAAAGAUCGGCAACAAGCCAGCAGGGAGACUGCGCUUCCUGCUCCGGGCUGACAUUGUUCCCAUGACAGCAGAGAACUUCCGCUGCUUGUGCACUCACGAAAAGGGCUUCGGCUACAAGGGCAGCAGCUUCCACCGCAUCAUCCCUCAGUUUAUGUGCCAAGGAGGCGACUUCACCAACCACAACGGCACCGGCGGGAAGUCCAUCUAUGGCCGGAAGUUUGAUGAUGAAAACUUUGUCCUUAAACACACAGCUCCAGGGCAACUCUCCAUGGCGAACUCUGGGUCAAACACAAACGGCUCUCAGUUCUUCCUCACCACUGACAAAACGGACUGGUUGGAUGGCAAACAUGUGGUGUUUGGAGAGCUGGUGGAGGGGAUGGAUGUACUCAGGGCAAUGGAGGCUCAGGGAACCAAAGACGGAAAGCCGAAGCAGAAAGUGAUCAUCUCGGACUGUGGAGAGUAUGUGUGAAUAAAAAGCACUGUGUGUGUGUGUGUGUGUGCGUGUGUGUGUGUGUGUAAGCGGCACAUGUCUGAGAGCAAGAUGACCUUUUGCUGUUUUGUACUUUGAAACCAGAUCUUCUGCCAUGUAAAUAUUUCAAUAAACUCAUUUUAUAAUGAAA
Molecule: messenger RNA, 1100 nt
Organism: Maylandia zebra (zebra mbuna)
Lineage: Eukaryota; Metazoa; Chordata; Actinopteri; Cichliformes; Cichlidae
Gene: ppie
Product: peptidylprolyl isomerase E (cyclophilin E)
Biological process (GO): protein folding; protein peptidyl-prolyl isomerization
Cellular component (GO): mitochondrion; cytoplasm
Molecular function (GO): peptidyl-prolyl cis-trans isomerase activity; cyclosporin A binding; RNA binding
Source: RefSeq, a predicted model, not a curated record